This is a messenger RNA of Macroventuria anomochaeta, 321 nucleotides long. RefSeq lists its product as uncharacterized. Lineage: Eukaryota; Fungi; Ascomycota; Dothideomycetes; Pleosporales; Didymellaceae. The transcript has a single exon. The record is from RefSeq and is a predicted model, not a curated record. The coding region runs from base 1 to 321 and encodes 106 amino acids.
AUGGCGAAAGCCACGAGAGUAGCCUUUGCCGAGCGGUCUCUUUUGCAGGACCACAACCGGUUCUUGUCGAAGAUCAACGGCGAGGCCAAAGCACGGCGAUCGACCAAGUCGCUGGUGCUGAGCAAGGCGAUGGUGAUGACCUACGAACAGCUGGAGGAGUCACGAGCGAAGCGUGCUGCGGACGCUGAAGCCGCUGCAAAUAAAGCAAGGCGCAGGCGCAAACACAAGGGUUCUGCGCUAAAGGGAGGUGCGCAGAACGGCCAUGGGUCAGAAGUCUGGAAGGCGCCAGUAGCGCGGAUGGUCGCAGCGGACUGGUCUUGA